Messenger RNA from Sparassis crispa, 234 nucleotides. RefSeq lists its product as hypothetical. The transcript is spliced from 3 exons. The record is from RefSeq and is a predicted model, not a curated record. Lineage: Eukaryota; Fungi; Basidiomycota; Agaricomycetes; Polyporales; Sparassidaceae. The coding region runs from base 1 to 234 and encodes 77 amino acids.
AUGCCCCCUGGCCGGGGAGAUGUCAUGCACGACCAGUCGUACUACUUCGAUCAGGUGAUGCAGCGGUACAAGAACACGAUUACUGGUCAGUAUUACGGUCACAAGUACAAGGACGAAUUUGCCGUUGGGUAUUCGAAUUACAACGAUCUGACCGUAGGCAAUGCAGUUAGUGUCGCGAUGAUAGGGCCCGCGCUCACCCCAAUGAGUAUGCUUGAGCCCACAGUUCCUGGAUGA